UCGUGUUAACGCGAGCAAUAUCCGGCCACGUUAAAAUUGUUUGGUUAGAAUAUUUAACUGCAGCCUUGAUCGGCUAAUUGGAUAUUGUGACUCAUAAAAUCUUUUGAAAUUAAAUGUUUGUAGAGUAGUGAACACGCAAUAAAUAUAAGGAACUAAUUUAAAAAAUGAACUACUGGUCAGUUUGCUUGUUAUUUCUUUCGCUGUUUGGUACAAUAUUACGCACUGGUGGCGUUGAGCUAACCUUUGAACUGCCUGACAAUGCGAAACAGUGUUUCUUUCAGGAUAUUGAGCAAAAUGCAACGGCAAUGCUUGAAUUUCAGGUUGUGACUGGUGGACAAUACGAUGUAGAUGUAAUUUUAGAAGCUCCAAAUAAAAAAGUCAUUUAUCAUCAAAUAAAAACACAGUUUGAUUCGCAUCAAUUCACAGCACCAAUAACAGGAGCUUACCAAGCCUGCUUUAGCAAUGAAUUUUCAACAUUUUCCCAUAAGCUUGUGUAUAUGGACUUUCGAGUCGGUGAACAAUUGCCACUUGCUGGACUUGGUGAACAUGCUACUGUUAUGACUCAGAUGGAAUCCUCUGCAGAAACAGUAUUUAAAAAUUUGAAUAGUAUCUUGGAUUAUCAAACACAUCAUCGAUUAAGAGAAGCACAAGGUCGUAAACGUGCAGAGGAUUUGAAUACACAUGUACUUGGAUGGUCUAUUGUAGAAAUGAUUACAAUUAUAGUCAUAUCUGUGGGGGAGGUGUUUAUUUUAAAAACCUUUUUCACAGAACGAAAACAUUAGCCUAUUCAUUAGUGCAUUUGCGAAUCAUACUGUUUACUUUGUUCACAAUAAAGUAACUAAUCCGUCUGAGUAACGUGAAACGGUAUUACGUUUAAUGCUCCAUAAACGCUAUCAACCAUGGUGCCAUGUUAUAACUUUGGCCAGUUGUUAUAUCCAUACUCAUUUUGAAUGUGGAAGUACAAUCCCAAACAGACGGAAAAAUUAUAGUAAAAGAAACUUGCUACAGUUUUCUUGCAUAUGAGAAUGUUGUGUAUGCGUGUUCAUGUGUGUAUCAUUUAAGUUAUAUGAAGAAUAGGACAUUUCAAUAUGGGUACCUGUUCUAUUAUGAGCUGUAAUAGAGAAUGUGAGGAUAAUUGGAUUGUUAUUUGUUUUUAUGAUAAACUUACAAAUUAUAAUCGUACUUUGACACUGAUAGUGUAAUGUUGUCAUGGGAAACAUUUUUCUUACUGUGAAUGUGUAAUAUAAUAAAUUAAACUUUCGUGUGUAUCA
Molecule: messenger RNA, 1271 nt
Organism: Megachile rotundata (alfalfa leafcutting bee)
Lineage: Eukaryota; Metazoa; Arthropoda; Insecta; Hymenoptera; Megachilidae
Product: transmembrane emp24 domain-containing protein 7
Source: RefSeq, a predicted model, not a curated record